CGUUUUCACUUUGCAUUUCACACAUCAUCCUAAUUGACAUCUACUUAGAACUAAGAUGCCGAUCGAAGAGGAUUUUGGGGACGAUGAUAUCUUUGAGAUUCUUGACAUUGAUCAGUUGCAGAAUCAUGGGAUUGGUGCAAGUGAUAUUUCGAAAUUGAAGGCUUCGGGUUAUUGGACCAUUUCUUCUGUUUGUGCGGCUACUAGGAGGAAUCUAUCCAGGAUCAAAGGUUUUUCUGAGCAGAAAACCGAGAAAGUCAAGGAGGCGGCGGGGAAAUGCGCUGUAGAAAUCUCACGCCCGUGA
Messenger RNA from Tuber melanosporum (Perigord truffle), 301 nucleotides. RefSeq lists its product as uncharacterized. Gene Ontology annotation, molecular function: single-stranded DNA binding; ATP-dependent activity, acting on DNA; DNA strand exchange activity. Gene Ontology annotation, biological process: mitotic recombination; DNA recombinase assembly; chromosome organization involved in meiotic cell cycle. Lineage: Eukaryota; Fungi; Ascomycota; Pezizomycetes; Pezizales; Tuberaceae. The coding region runs from base 56 to 301 and encodes 81 amino acids. The transcript is spliced from 5 exons. Gene Ontology annotation, cellular component: condensed nuclear chromosome. The record is from RefSeq and is a predicted model, not a curated record.